GCUUUUAGCAGAAGUAGAGCUGUUAGAUAAGAAUAGAACUCAUCCUUUACUUUUGGAGCUUUGGACUCUGUUUCCAGCUGCUUCCAGUCAUUUGAAUCCUGAAAGCUCCCCUAAUCCUCGCGGAGGCAGCCUUUCUGGCUCCCAGGACCCACCCCCUUACUUCUGAUUGGCGAAGCUCCUCUGCGGCUCAAGCCAGCCACCUACGACGUCUCUGAGAACUGAUUUGAAAUAAGAGCCAGGCGGUCCUCGCUUCCCUGCGACCGACUUUUCAUAGGCUGGGGGAGAAAAGGUUGAGAAACUUGACAUUGUCUCGGGCAGAGUGCGUGUAGCAACAGAUCAAAGAAAAAGAGGACGAAAACGUGCUCUUUGCUGCCCGUAGAUUUCGCCGGGUUGCUUUUGUCUUGCGGGAUCCUGUCGGGUUCGGUGUUUCCGCUCUGAAGACUGCGGCGCGGGCUCCGAUGCAGCUCGCUCCCUGCCGGAUGGGUCAUGGGAUUCUAAACAUGAGGCAGAUAGCUGAUCAGCUUCCUUGGGUUUUGCUGAUGACACAAGAGAGCUUUGCCUGAAGAUGGAAACACUGGAGUCAGAACUGACCUGCCCUAUUUGUCUGGAGCUCUUUGAGGACCCUCUUCUACUGCCCUGCGCACACAGCCUCUGCUUCAACUGUGCCCACCGCAUCCUAGUAUCACACUGUGCCACCAACGAGUCCGUGGAGUCCAUCACCGCCUUCCAGUGCCCCACCUGCCGGCAUGUCAUCACCCUCAGCCAGCGAGGUCUAGACGGGCUCAAGCGCAACGUCACCCUACAGAACAUCAUCGACAGGUUCCAGAAAGCAUCAGUGAGCGGGCCCAACUCUCCCAGUGAGACCCGUCGGGAGCGGGCCUUUGACGCCAACACCAUGACCUCCGCCGAGAAGGUCCUCUGCCAGUUUUGUGACCAGGAUCCUGCCCAGGACGCUGUGAAGACCUGUGUCACUUGCGAAGUAUCCUACUGUGAUGAGUGCCUGAAAGCCACUCACCCGAAUAAGAAGCCCUUUACAGGCCAUCGUCUGAUUGAGCCAAUUCCAGACUCACACAUCCGGGGGCUGAUGUGCUUGGAGCAUGAGGAUGAGAAGGUGAAUAUGUACUGCGUGACCGAUGACCAGUUAAUCUGUGCCUUGUGUAAACUGGUUGGGCGGCACCGCGAUCAUCAGGUGGCAGCUUUGAGUGAGCGCUAUGACAAAUUGAAGCAAAACUUAGAGAGUAACCUCACCAACCUUAUUAAGAGGAACACAGAACUGGAGACCCUUUUGGCUAAACUCAUCCAAACCUGUCAACAUGUUGAGGUCAAUGCAUCACGUCAAGAAGCCAAAUUGACAGAGGAGUGUGAUCUUCUUAUUGAGAUCAUUCAGCAAAGACGACAAAUUAUUGGAACCAAGAUCAAAGAAGGGAAGGUGAUGAGGCUUCGCAAACUGGCACAACAGAUUGCAAACUGCAAACAGUGCAUUGAGCGGUCGGCAUCACUCAUCUCCCAAGCGGAACACUCUCUGAAGGAGAAUGAUCAUGCGCGUUUCCUACAGACUGCUAAGAAUAUCACCGAGAGAGUCUCCAUGGCAACUGCAUCCUCCCAGGUUCUAAUUCCUGAAAUCAACCUCAAUGACACAUUUGACACCUUUGCCUUAGAUUUUUCCCGAGAGAAGAAAUUGCUAGAAUGUCUGGAUUACCUUACAGCUCCCAACCCUCCCACAAUUAGAGAAGAGCUCUGCACAGCUUCAUAUGACACCAUCACUGUGCAUUGGACCUCCGAUGAUGAAUUCAGUGUGGUCUCCUACGAACUCCAGUACACCAUAUUCACCGGACAAGCCAACGUCGUUAGUCUGUGUAACUCGGCUGAUAGCUGGAUGAUAGUACCCAACAUCAAGCAGAACCACUACACGGUACACGGUCUGCAGAGCGGCACCAAGUACAUCUUCAUGGUCAAGGCCAUCAACCAGGCGGGCAGCCGCAGCAGUGAGCCUGGGAAGUUGAAGACAAACAGCCAACCAUUUAAACUGGAUCCCAAAUCUGCUCAUCGAAAACUGAAGGUGUCCCAUGACAACUUGACAGUAGAACGUGAUGAAUCAUCAUCCAAGAAGAGUCACACGCCUGAACGCUUCACCAGCCAGGGGAGCUAUGGAGUAGCUGGAAAUGUGUUUAUUGAUAGUGGCCGGCAUUAUUGGGAAGUGGUCAUAAGUGGAAGCACAUGGUAUGCUAUUGGUCUUGCUUAUAAAUCAGCCCCGAAGCAUGAAUGGAUUGGGAAGAACUCUGCUUCCUGGGCGCUCUGCCGCUGCAACAAUAACUGGGUGGUGAGACACAAUAGCAAGGAAAUCCCCAUUGAGCCUGCUCCCCACCUCCGGCGCGUGGGCAUCCUGCUGGACUAUGAUAACGGCUCUAUCGCCUUUUAUGAUGCUUUGAACUCCAUCCACCUCUACACCUUCGACGUCGCAUUUGCGCAGCCUGUGUGCCCCACCUUCACCGUGUGGAACAAGUGUCUGACGAUUAUCACUGGGCUUCCUAUCCCAGACCAUUUGGACUGCACAGAGCAGCUGCCGUGAGCGUCUGGCCACAUGGAGCAGCUUUCUGGGGAACAAAAAGGUUCAGGCCACUAUUUAGGAGACUGAGAAAGCACAGGCUUCAUGAGUGUAAUGAAAUCUCACCAAAAGUGUCCAGAAAUCGGCUCAGAUAGGGCUCAAAACAGGAGAUUCCUCUCCUUUUACUGUGUCUUGUAUUAAGUACGGGCUUUAAUAAUUUCUUUAAUUUUUUUUUUGUAUUUAGAGGAAAAUCUAUAGAUUAUUUAUAAGAGAAACAUAAUCGGGAUUACAACUUUUAGGAAUUACUUGGUUUUUGCACAUUAAGAGGCCCAUAAGUUUAUCAGCUAUUUACAACCUGUAUUUCAUCACAAUCUAUGGGCUUGCAAACAAACAAACAAACAAAAAAAAACUUUUGUAAUUUUGUAUGUUUAUUCAUCUUCUCACCUAACAUCUCAUAAUGAUCCCAUGAUGUCUUCUCACCUCGAUGGUGCAUAACAGGAAGUGUCUGAACCUAGUAGGGAAGUAAACAGGCUUUCUUACUCUGGUUUAAUAUGAAGUGUUUUAAUUGUGGUGUCAAAAACUUGUAUCAGAUCAACUAAAAUGGAGAGCAAGACAGAGAAUGAAAAGAAUUGAUUUUGGACCUUGGACCUUGCCGCGGCUAAAUCUUUACCCUCUGAUAGCUGAUGAGAUAAUGUUGGAAAGAAAGGUUCUGAAUCCUUUGGCCGCAUUUUGCCCUGCUUCGCUCAGGGUUAAGGGUUCUGGAAGAACAUUAAGAAUGAGAUUGCAAUUGAAAAUAGUCAUUUUGAAUCCUAUUGAUUAUUCAAAACUUCAGGCUGAUUUGUCUUUUUCGGAGGUAGGAUUCUGUUUUAUGGUAUAAAAUCUACUUUAUCCUUCCUUUUAAUAGUUUCUUUAGACCUGUGACAGCUCUUCACUACGUUUAAUAGUUAUCCUAUUUCCCCCUCCCCCAUAUCAAUUUUCCUUUUGUCUCUGGGGCUGAGUAGAUAAACAUGUUCUGUCACAAAUA
Molecule: messenger RNA, 3569 nt
Organism: Mandrillus leucophaeus (drill)
Lineage: Eukaryota; Metazoa; Chordata; Mammalia; Primates; Cercopithecidae
Gene: MID1
Product: midline 1
Exons: 10
Coding region: 566-2569 (667 amino acids)
Molecular function (GO): zinc ion binding; protein binding
Source: RefSeq, a predicted model, not a curated record